AUGUCGACGACUUUCGAUUCGUUUCUUAGAAGCAAAAUAGAACAGAGUGAUUUCUGUUGCAGCGAGCAACCGCAAAAGCCGCGUGAACCGGAAGUGCACGUGGUACCAGCGCUGUCAACUACAGCACCAGCCUGGUCAGGCACCGCAAUAGUAAAUUUAAACAUGAAAGAUAUAUCUCUGAAAGAUUAUAAGGGAAAAUACUUGAUUAUGUUGUUUUAUCCCUACGAUUUCACGUUCAUCUGCCCCACAGAAAUGAUACAGUUCAAUGAUCGUAUUGAAGAAUUCAAUAAAUUAGGUAUAACUACGCAUCCUUUAUGUUCUUUUCUUUUCUUUUAUCAUGUUGUAAAUUAUAUUUAAUAGAUAUUCUUUUCCUUUCAUUUGCUUAUAAUAAUUUGUAACAAAUUAAUUUUAUUAGAACUGGACUUGAAAUAAAUUAAUUCCAUUUUUAUAUUCAAAAGAACGUGCACCUUU
Messenger RNA from Frieseomelitta varia, 471 nucleotides. Its product is annotated as peroxiredoxin 1-like. Gene Ontology annotation, molecular function: thioredoxin peroxidase activity. The transcript has a single exon. Gene Ontology annotation, cellular component: cytosol. The record is from RefSeq and is a predicted model, not a curated record. NCBI's taxonomy places the organism in Eukaryota, Metazoa, Arthropoda, Insecta, Hymenoptera, Apidae. Gene Ontology annotation, biological process: cell redox homeostasis; cellular response to stress; response to oxidative stress. The coding region runs from base 1 to 357 and encodes 118 amino acids.